UAACUUGUUUAACCCUUUUCUCACAGGAUUAAAGGUCAAAUUUCCGUGUUUCCCUAAACUAAACUGAUAGCGUUCUGUUGCCACGGAGACAGAGCCACCCCAGACCGUAGUGCAAUAAACCUCCAACUUCACAAAUAUGAGAAGGAUCAUCGCUGAAGAUCCAAACUGGUCCCUGGAUAUCGUGCCCAGUUUGUCAAACCUCUGUCUGCAAUGCCUGGUGAACAAGUUUGAAGAAAAGCCCAUAUUUGAAGAACUUACACCCACCCAGAAAGACUACAUCCAGGAGAGACUAUCCACUUCCCUGCCUCUGCAUGUGACAGCCAACCUGGUCAGCGAUGGCGUCUACUGGAAGCGGUGCUGCCAGCAGAGGUGGGACCUUUGCGACGUCUCUCAUUACGACCACAGCUGGAAACGGAUGUUCUUUGAGCGGCACUUGGAGAACAUCAUUGAGCUCUUCAUCCCAGACGUAACAGAGUCAAGCACGGUUGUGAAAAUGGUACCGCUUUGCAAGAAGUAUGUCAAGAGGCUUGACAUCUCCCAGCUGCUGCCGCCUAUUAAGGAGCCCCAGAGGGGAGGCGGGGAAGAUGAGGAUGAAGAAGAAGGGUCAGACUUGGUUAUAGACGAUGAGUACGAUAUACCCCGCGUGGAUCACUUUGACUUUGGCAUCCUGCUCGACAAGCUGACAAACCUGGAAGAGCUGCAUUUGGUGUAUAGGGUCAAGCAGUGUGGCAUGAACUUCGAAUGGGAGAUGUUUGAGAUGACCGACCGAGACUGUGAGUCCCUCGGGAAGGCCCUCAAGUCCUGCAAGACUUUGAAGCUUUUCAGGCUCCACCAAAGCCACGUUAACGAUAAAAAGUGCCGGCUCCUGGUGAAGUACCUCUUGGACCAUCCCUCCCUCACUGAGCUCGACUUCUCUCACAACGUGAUCUCAGACGCCGGAGCCAGAGGCCUUGGCAAACUGCUCAACAGGACCAAACUGGAGACGCUUAACGUGUGCGACAACAACAUCAGUGGCCCCGGAGCCAAAGCCGUAGCUCAUGCUUUGUCCAAGAACUCCAGUCUUUUGUCGCUCAACUUCCACCUCAACCGUCUGAAGGAUGAAGGGGGUCAGGCCAUUUGCAAGGCCUUGCUGAAAAAUACAACCCUACGUCACCUGCACCUGGGAGGCAGUGAGGUGACCUGGCAUACUGCUGUCGCCCUGUCUAAAGUGCUUGUGGUGAAUAAUACCCUGAAGAGCAUCAAUCUCUCCUGCAACACACUGGGCGAGGUUGGAGGCAAAGCUUUGGAGGAAGCCAUGUGUCACAACUCCAGCGUUACAGAGUGCGACAUCCGCCUGACAGAUGCUGAUGAGCAGAGUGUUUCCUCCAUUAACCAGGUGGUUUGGACCAACCAGAGUUUAGAACACAAGAAAAAAGCCCAAGAGAAGUAACCACAAACAUCAACGGCUCCUUUUUUCCUUUUGUUUUUUUCUUUUUUUCGCGUAAUAUAAACCCAUCUCUGUAUUGAUC
Molecule: messenger RNA, 1508 nt
Organism: Mugil cephalus (flathead mullet)
Lineage: Eukaryota; Metazoa; Chordata; Actinopteri; Mugiliformes; Mugilidae
Gene: drc5
Product: t-complex-associated-testis-expressed 1
Exons: 5
Coding region: 137-1429 (430 amino acids)
Molecular function (GO): protein binding
Source: RefSeq, a predicted model, not a curated record